UCAAGAUGAGGAAGAGAGAGAAGAGGCUAGUACUCCCCCUGCUGGUGGUUCUGUCCAUCUCCAUGUAUCUGAUGGGGACCGGCUCCAGGAAGGACGCCCCGUCGGAAAGUGGACAUCGUGUCAUCGAAGAGUCCAUAGCCCUGUCGACUGAAGACCUUCAGGAAGCCUUCAGGAAGCUCAUUGCGAAUAAAAGACAUUCGAGAGAUAUUCUAUCCCUGCCGACUGAAGACCUUCAGGAAGCCUUCAGGAAGCUCAUUGCGAAUAAAAGACAUUCGAGAGAUAUUCUAUCGACCGAUGAAUUGCUAGAUCCAGAAAUACUGCCUGACACGAUGGCAAACGGCGCAGAAGAGGAAGGUCAAGCAACUGGGGAAGUCCCAAAUCAAGACUUAUCGCUGCCUGAUGACCUGAAUGAGGCCCUGCGAGCUGCAGCAGCAGAAGACGCUUCGCCGUACAUCCAACAGGCGCUCCGGGCAGCACAACCUGAUGACGUUUCGUCGUACAUCCAACAGGCGCUCCAGGCAGCACAACCUGAUGACGUUUCGCCGUACAUCCAACAGGCGCUCCGGGCAGCACAACCUGAUGACGCUUACGUCAUGGAUAAACGCUUCUUACCGGCUAUUGCUGGGCUUGCUGGGAAGCUUAUGUCAAGUGGGAACAAGUUCGAUGUUGCCAAGCUGACGGAUACCAUAAAGAAACUGGGUUCUAUGAAAAACAUGGCUCCAGACAUCAUGGCGAAAAGUGUGGAAAAAGAGGCAGAGGUGGCGGGAGCAGUAGAGAAAAGUGCCAUUCAGUCAGUAAUAGACGGCGUACUUGGAUCAUCUGUAAAGAAAGGAGUUGGUGGAGCUGCACCUGCCCAAGGAGCUGCACCUGCCAAAGGUGCUGCACCUGCCAAAGCACCUGUCCCUAAUGGACCCGGAUUCGCAAAAGAGAUAAAGGCUGAAAUAAGUCUCUCGGAGGACAAGGGCAUGAUACAGGACGACAUGUUUGCUCCACCGGGAAUGCACAUGAAGGUGGACGUUGAACAGGGCGGCAAAAAGAAACCAGAAGCUGACAGCAGUUCUCAGCCUCCCGCGUUUGCCUUCCCCAUCGGAAUGGGCGCUGCUCUGAUGAACGGCUGCUUUGGGAAAGAAUACGGACCCGGAGACCCUUGCUAUAACGUCAAGACUGUCAUACCACGCUGCUAUGCCAUGAUGGAGGGGUGCACCUACAUCGGGGUCGGCUUCGAUGGUCGCGGGGACUACAGCAGCGCGUCGAGAAAGAAGAAUCUCGUGCAGCGGUUCUGUAAGAACAAAAGAAAGUAUCAAGAUGGGGAUGUUCCAGAUACCAUGAACGUUCAGGGCAUCUACGACACGAAAGUUUCCUCCUUCGUCUUCGAGUCAAAAUCAGCCUACCGUCGUUCCCUUCAGAUGAAAGCUGGGAUGUCUUUCUCUGGAUGGGGAUUUCAGGGUGCUAUAGAUGCGGCGUACGGUUCGAAGUCGUCUUCCCAGAGGCAAAUGAUUAUGUCCCUUAUAGAGUGUAAUGUUGUCAGGUAUGAAAUCUUCCUCGAUGAUGUUCGGCCGGAUACCCUGAGCCUAGAUUUUUUGAGAGACUUUCUGGACCUACCUGAGUCUUUUAGAACAGGAAAACAAAAACAAGAAUUGCAGAAAUUCAUCAUCCGCUAUGGAACACAUUACAUCAAGUCAGCAAAGUUCGGCGGAUCCUUCAGGGUGUUUAAGACCCAGGAGGCCUCCAAGACCCAAAGUCUGACGGAGUUUUCCGUCCAGGCACAGGCCUCUUAUAGUGGGAUGUUCUCGGCCGGAGGUUCCUUCGGAAUGAAGGGAUCCAGUGAGAGCGCCCAAUCUUCCAAGACGGCCAGCACUCGCGUGACCGCAGAGGGAGGUCACCAGGAAGUCGCGGCCGUCGUAGCGGAUUUCUACACAACCGGCUUCAAAGACACCUUCAGCCACUGGCUGAAGACCAUCCCUACAUACCCAAAACCUGUCGAGAUGUUCAUGGGCACCAUUACGGAGCUGCUGAACUUGAACUUCAAGCUCAUGUUUCCGUUCGACGUUAAGGAUGUUGCAACGGGCUGCUUUAGCGAAGACCUGAAGACUGAGAACGGCACUGGGAAGAAGUAUUACGAGACUUCCAAGCUAGUGAACAACAGCGACGGAGCCAUACAGACUAUCAAGGAAAAACGGUAUUGUGAGUUUACAGAAGCGGAGAAAUUCCAGAAAGCAAUGGACAGGAAGCGCCUUGCACUGGAAAGGGCAACAGCUUUUUACAUGGAAGAGGGCCCUGUCCCGACCAAUGACUUCAGUCUGGAGGGUGGACCACCCGGAUGCCAAUCUGACGAUUUACUCCUCAAUGGGGUCAAAGCUGGAGUUUCACACCCCCCAUGGCAAGAGCUGAUCGACGGAAACAAAUACAAGAUCAUCUUUGAUCUUCCUCAGGACAUCGGCGAAAACAUCAAAAAGACCGCAGCGGCCUUCCUAGUUUUUGCAAACGAAAGGUGGAACUGUCACUUACCAGGAACCCGAGUUCACGCGUUUAACAGUCAUUUCAACGGAGGGAGUGGUGACACUAAAAACAAAAGGGUCUCCUGUUUCGGCUUUGUGAUGACGUACAGCGAAGUUACUGGCCAGUUUUCUGUGACAGCCGAAAAUCUAGAAGCCUCCAAAAAGACUUUAGGGGAUCUGCCUGGUCUUAAGACAAACACGAUCGUCGCCCGGGCUGAGUAUGUCAGCCUGUUAGAGCAUUCAAGACAGAACAGUGAAGCUUUGGCGAGUAUUGUUCAAGCACCCUGUAGCGUGAAGUGGUCCAACUCCUACCAGAUAGAUCCUACAGUGGAGACGGGACAGUGUCUCUACUUUGUUGGGAUAUCAGUAGGCGACAUUUUCGUGGUGUUCUCUGCCAUUCCGAAGAUCCAGAGAACCUGGUUCCAUCUUCAGAUCGGCCUGAAAGGCGUGGCACUCUAUAAGGGUAUGAAGCUGGUAAAAUAUGAAGGAGCGAAGGCUGCUCGGGGUCUUGGUGCCUCCAACCUGUUCCAGCCGUACUUUAUUUGCAUCGAUGAGGAAAGCACAAGAACCUUCAUCAAGUAUGGAAUCGGAUCUGACACAUCCGAAAAAGGCAAGGCCUACCUGGUCUACAAUGAUUACAAUCCACCAUUAGGCAUCCGGUACUACUCGUUUGGCAGUGGGGAAGCCAACGUAGAGAUCAUGGACGCGCGAGUCAUCGAAGGAAGUGAAGCAGGAUCCAAAGAAUGUAUAGGAGGGACCAAGCUGGAGGACGGCAAAUGUGUGCAAGAUUGCCACCCAGAGUGUGAUGGAUGCAUUCCACAGACACCUGGUUCGAAGCUUGAUACAGAGUGUCGCCGUUGCAAGCACUUCACAAUUGACAUGGGAGAUGGCACAAACCAAUGCGUUCCAGAGGGUGGAUGUCCGAAAUUUCUCAACGUUGACACCGCUAACAAGUCAUGCUCGUGUCCGGCUAACAGUAGACUGAGCUCCGACAGAAAAUCAUGCUGUAACAUUAUUGAAGGAGACAAAUGCAGCACAAAAGCAAAGACGUCGCUAUCCUCGUUUGUCCAUUACGACAAAAAAGUGCUACCAGGCCACAACGAUGAACGGAUAGCAGGCAUAAGCGUGGAAGAGUGCGCCAAACGGUGUUUAGCGGGAACAUCUCUUGUUCCUGCUGGAUCCUGUCUGUCGUUUGAUUAUGACACCAAAUACAUUCCUGGUGCCUGUGUACUGAGUAAGGCCAGUAAGGACACACCUGGAGCAACAUUGAGUGAUAGCAACCCGACAGAGCGAUUUGACUACUACCACAGAAGAGAUUGCAAGGAGGGAAACGGAGCAUCGUACCGAGGACACAAGGCUGUGACCAAGUCAGGCAAGACGUGCCAACGCUGGGACAGUCAGACUCCGCACAAACACACUAAAACGACUGCCAAAUAUCCGAGUUCUGGACUGGAGGAAAACUUUUGCCGGAAUCCAUCCUCCAGUAGUGGUCCUUGGUGCUACACCACUGACCCCAAAGAACGGUGGGAAUUAUGCGACAUUCCAGAUUGUUGAGCCAUAAUUAUCGUAUUAACGUUAACGAAACAUUGCGAUUUUAUAUUUUAUGAAAAGAGAAAUCUUUGGACGACAUCCACACGAAACUCCCAGUAGUUACCGGGAUAUGCCCCCGGUACAAGAGAAUACACCCCAUCUCAAUCAGCACACUUAAGAAAGUCUAACUUUAAGGUGAUAACAAUUUUAAACUGCUGGAAGACUUCUGCCAUGCAAACUUGAGCAGAAGUGCUGAAGGAAACCAGACAACCUUGAAAAAGCCAUAGCCUCCGACAUCAUUUUUUUAGCUAAAAGUUUUUACAACGAUAAUUUGCUAGCGCUGUCAAUUAUAUUUACCAUAAGUACGAUAUUAAGUACUUCGUAAUAAGCGAAAUAAUAAAUUGCUGGUGUACUGAACUAGAUUAUUUACGAUGCUAUCAUGCUACGGUGCAAUGUUGGUGUAUUUACGUAUGUUAUGCCGUUUAAUAAGUGAACGGUUUUAUCAAGCACUGUUGCUAAUAUUGUUUAGGGCAUAAUGCCACAAGUGUAGCAUUAUUACACAUGUAAGUUAACUGUUGUUUUAUAAGUGACAUUUUUGUUUACUUUUCUUACGUUCAUUUAUAUAAUUUGGUUUAGUUGAGGAACACUGUUGUAUGGUUAUUGAAAAUUCAGUGUUGAUGUUUUUGUAUAAGAUUCUUUUUGUACUAUGCUAAGUAUGGUGUAGGAAAUAGAUUGUCAAACUACUUUAAAACUAUGAAACAACAGUAUUUAAGAGAACAAAAAGUAUGUCUACUACAUCUAACUUUACAUAUCAAAAAUUACUUCAUUUGUCAUUAAAGUAGCAAUACUGCUGUGUAGAAUUUUUAUUGAUUUUAUUGUGAUUUUUAUCAUUGGAAAUCAUUUUAAAACUUAACGAUAGCUUGCUAUUUGAUACGUUAAAGAUAUGCCUGCUUUAUUUGGUGUUCAGUUUACGGUGGGACAGUAACGUUAGAAUGCUGGUCUGUUUUCUGUCACGAUGUCAUUUAACAGAAUAAAUUUAUGGUUGUUGGUCCAUCA
Branchiostoma floridae (Florida lancelet) is the source of this 5084-nucleotide messenger RNA. RefSeq lists its product as uncharacterized. The coding region runs from base 6 to 4052 and encodes 1348 amino acids. NCBI's taxonomy places the organism in Eukaryota, Metazoa, Chordata, Leptocardii, Amphioxiformes, Branchiostomatidae. The record is from RefSeq and is a predicted model, not a curated record. The transcript is spliced from 29 exons.